CAGUUGAAACUCUCCCUGAGAGAUACAAUUAUUCUCUGUCUCAUAGCAUCUGAAAUAAAAAGGCUGUGGAAACCUGUAUACACAAUUGUAAGCAUAGGGAGUCUUAAAAUCGAAAUUAUUUCCACUUUCUCUCCUUAUAAAGUAUCACAGGGAAGCUGCACAUCUAAUUUUAGACAUUGGACGGAAUGGACAUCAUCCUUAUCUCCUCACUGCUGGGUGUAGCCGCAUUUGUUGUCCAAGCUGCUCCAUCUAAAGAGACUCUGAAGGUCAGUGUGUCUGUGUGGCCUCCGGGGUCAAACUUGUACCUCGGUGAGUGUGUGUUGCUGCAGUGCACAGUGCAGUCAAACUCCAGUUUUGUGUGGAGCUACCAGUGGUUCAGGCAAAAGCCACACACUGCUCCGACCCCAAACCCCAGGCACCUGGUCUCCGGUGACAGCUACUCCAUCACCGCGGUAACAAGGGAGGACGCGGGAAGCUUCUGGUGCCAAGCUGAGCGGUGGGAGGGCAACACCACCUCUGUGUUGCUCCUCAGCCAGCCGGCUACACUCAGUGUGUCAGAGCUAUCUCCUCCCUCACUGAUUCUGACUCCCAGCACCAGACAGAUCUUCGGAGGAGAGAAUUUUACUGUUCAGUGCCCCGUGUCUCAGACUAACUCUUCAGGCUGGAUGCUUAGGCAAUUCUCUCCGGGCCGCAGAGUGAGGAAAAGAGUCCUCCACAUAGACCAUUGUUCACCACUAGGGGGUGCUGUCAGUACAGACAAGUCUGACAGGUGUGCGUUCACUGCUGUCAGCGGAAAUAGUGGACUGUACUGGUGUGAGGGCGCUGAGGGCCGCAGCAACGCAGUCAACAUCACAGUAAGCUACGGUGCCAUCAUCUUGAAGACUCCUGCCUUCCCUGUAUUUAAGGGCAGUAAAGUGGUCUUGUAUUGUCAGUACUCGACAGGCAAUCACAGUAAAACAACCUUCUUUAAAAAUGGAGCAGAAAUCUUCCCUUACACUUCUUCCGGUUCAGACAGAGUAAUAAAUAUGACUAUUCUGAAUGUGACAGAGGAAGACGAAGGCUUCUAUAAGUGUGCGUCUCAGGACAGAAGGUUGGAGAGUCCAGAGAGCUGGUUAUCAGUGAGACUUGACCGAGGCAACUUCACGUCAACAGAUGGGACCGCAACCUCCACGAGUGGCUCCUGGAAAUGGAUUGUUUCAGUCAUUGUUUCAUGUGGACUUUUGUGCCUCAUUCCUCUAACUGUUGGGCUGAUUCGUCACUACAGGUACCAGACGUUUUGCACCCGCAGCUGUUGGCCAGUUUCCAAAGAGGAUCUACCAGCAGUGGAGCUUCCUGCGACCAAGCAGGACGCAACAGAAGUGCAGUGGGACCUGUCCUGGAUGGAGAUGUCCAAUCUGCUGGAUAAGCAGUUAUAUCCGGGCACUUAAAGGAUCACCCUCACAUAAAGAAUAAAGAAAAUACUAAAUGGAGUUCAGUCAGUGCUGCUUCUGACAUACAUACAUAAAAAAUAAAUAUUAACAAGAAAUAAAUAGUCAGCAUAGAUAUUUAUAAAUAAUAUUCAAAUCAUGCAAGUCUGGAGUCUUUUUGGAUGAAAAUCUUACUUGAAAAUACAAACGUUUGUUCACUGAUCUACUUUACUUUAACUUUCUAUUACUGUUUAAGUUAUCCCUAUAUUACCAGAUGUAAAGUUUUUAGGGUGUUACUAACUCAUCCUACCUUGACAAGAAACUUUAAAUUCUAAAAAAUGAAAAUGGUAAAAGCAGCUAUGACUCUCCUGUCUCACUGUUAAGAAUAUUGAAUAUUUAUAAUGUUAAUAUUUAAAAAAUGUUUUUAUGCAUUUGAUUGUACCUCCUGAUAUUUUACUAAAUGUAUUUAAUAUGUAAUGUAAUGUUAAAAUGACAAAUGAUAUAUUGCAUUAAAUAUAGACGUCCCUCUCUCAUCAUCUACUUCAUUACAGAACAUGUCUUCAAGACAUCUAACUUACAUUGCCAAA
Dicentrarchus labrax (European seabass) is the source of this 1993-nucleotide messenger RNA. RefSeq lists its product as uncharacterized. The transcript is spliced from 8 exons. NCBI's taxonomy places the organism in Eukaryota, Metazoa, Chordata, Actinopteri, Moronidae. Gene Ontology annotation, biological process: cell surface receptor signaling pathway. The record is from RefSeq and is a predicted model, not a curated record. Bases 186 to 1427 code for a protein of 413 amino acids. Gene Ontology annotation, molecular function: transmembrane signaling receptor activity.